Molecule: messenger RNA, 3674 nt
Organism: Abrus precatorius (Indian licorice)
Lineage: Eukaryota; Viridiplantae; Streptophyta; Magnoliopsida; Fabales; Fabaceae
Product: putative disease resistance protein RGA3
Exons: 1
Coding region: 368-3580 (1070 amino acids)
Biological process (GO): defense response to other organism
Molecular function (GO): ADP binding
Source: RefSeq, a predicted model, not a curated record
CAUUGUUAACUUCAUUGAUUGAAGUAAUUAGAGAGAAACCAACAUCUUACAAUCCAAGAAAUUUCAACGGUUCAUUACAAAAUAAAUCUGGUCUUUUUUCAUUUUUUCAACCAGUCGCUGUUUCCAUGAAAUUUCCAUAUCCAAUCGUGUCGACAGGAUAUUGAUUGCGAACUGUCAGAAAGUCAAUUCAGCGAGAGACUCGUAACUUCAACAAAACUUCCAAUAAUGCAUUGGCAGUCUUGUUGAUUUCCCAAGUCCAUGCAACGCUUCUCCUUUCCUUACUAAUAAAAUUGUUACUUGUAACUACUACUAGCACUGCAUUUGUAACGUGAAACCUCUGUUGCUUGAUACUGCUAGAAGUUGGAAGAUGGCUGAGGCCGUCCUCGAAAUUGUGCUUGAGAAUAUGAGCUCUCUCGUUCAGAAAAAACUGGGACCCUUUCUGGGUUUCCAUCAAGACUUGGAAAGGCUUGCCAGCUUGCUCUCUGCAAUCAAGGCUACACUUGAAGAUGCUGAGGAGAAACAAUACUCAAACAGAGCUAUCAAAGAUUGGCUGCAAAAGCUAAAAGAUGCAGCUUAUGUGCUUGAUGACAUCUUGGACGAGUGUGCCACUGAAGCAUUGCAGUUGGAGAAUCAUAGAAUCACGUGUGGACUAUUAGACAAGGUACAAGCCUCUUCCUUAUCCUCCUUCCAUCCCAAGCAUGUUGUUUCCCGUUACAAGAUUGCUAAGAAAAUGAAAAGAAUAAGCGAGAGAUUAGAUGAAAUUGCCGAAGAAAGGACUAAGUUUCAUUUGACUGAGAUGGUUCGAGAGAGAAAAACUGAAGUCAUUGAUUGGCGUCAAACAACCUCAAUUAUUUCUCAACCUCAAGUCUUUGGAAGAGAAGAAGAUAAGGAUAAAAUUGUAGACUUUUUGGUUCUCCAUGCUUCUCAUAUUGAGGAUUUAUCUGUCUACCCAAUUGUGGGUCUUGGUGGACUAGGAAAAAGGACACUUGCUCAACUCAUUUUCAAUCAUGAGAGGGUGGUCAACCACUUUGAGCUUAGAAUUUGGGUAUGUGUUUCUGAAGAUUUUAGCUUGAAGAGAAUGACAAAAGCUAUCAUAGAAGCAGCAUCUGGGCAUGCCUGUGAGGAUUUGGAUCUAGAGCCGUUGCAGAAAAGACUUCAAGAUCUGCUUCAAUGGAAAAGGUAUUUGCUUGUUUUGGACGAUGUGUGGGAUGAUGAUCAAGAGAACUGGCAUAGGAUGAAAUCUGUAUUGAAUUGUGGAGCAAAGGGUACUUCAAUUUUGGUCACUACCCGUCUUUCAACGGUUGCAUCAAUUAUGGGAACAACGUCUCCUGAUGAACUAUCAAAACUAUCUGACAAUGACUGUUGGGAGCUGUUUAAACAACGAGCUUUUGAACCAAAUGCAGCAGAAAGGGCAGAGCUUGUUGUGAUAGGGAAGGAGAUAGUAAGUAAGUGUGGGGGAGUGCCUCUCGCAGCAAUUGCAUUAGGAAGUCUUUUGCGUUUUAAAAGAGAGGAAAAGGAAUGGCUCUAUGUUAAGGAAAGCAAGCUUUGGAAUUUACAAGAGGAGAAUUUGGUCAUGCCUGCCUUGCGAUUAAGUUACUUGAACUUGCCAAUAAAAUUGAGACAAUGUUUUGCCUUCUGUGCAGUAUUUCCCAAAGAUGAAAUAAUAAGCAAGCAACAUCUGAUCGAACUUUGGACGGCUAAUGGAUUCAUUUCCUCUAAUGAAAUAUUGGAUGCGGAAGAUAUUGGUGAUGAAGUGUGGAAUGAAUUAUAUUGGAGAUCUUUCUUCCAAGAUAUUCAGAAAGAUGAAUUUGGCAAAGUUACCGAUUUUAAGAUGCAUGAUCUUGUUCAUGAUCUUGCUCAAUCUAUUACUGAAGAGAUUUGGUGCAUCACAAAAGACAAUGGUGUAACUACUAUGCCAGAAAGAAUCCGACAUAUCUCAAUUUAUUGGAGGGAGGAAGCCAAUUCAAUCAUGUUGCAUCAACUCAAAUCUUUGAAAACCUGCACAACAGUGCUUUACGAUUAUGAUGGACAGAUUCUAGUUGACGUAUUAAAAUGUUAUUCUUUGCGGGUGCUUGAGUGGAAGAGACUAAAGCAUUUGUCAUCUUCAAUUGGCCAUUUAAAAUAUCUAAGAUACUUGGAUAUUUCCUAUGGUGAGUUUAGAGCUCUUCCAGAAUCCCUAUGUGAAUUGUUGAAUCUGGAAAUUUUGAAAUUAGACGUUUGUUGUUGUCUCCAAAGGUUGCCUACUAAUUUGAUACGCUUAAAAGCUCUACAACAUUUAUCUUUGAGGUAUUGCCACAAACUAUCAAGCUUGCCACCUCAGAUAGGAAUGAUGACAUCCUUAAGGACUUUAAGCACAUACAUCAUUGGCAACAAAAGAGGGUUCCUUUUGACAGAACUGGGUCGACUAAACCUUAAAGGAGAGCUUCACAUCAAGCACUUGGAGAGGGUAAAAAGUAUAGUGACUGCUCAAGAAGCCAAUAUGUCAACCAAGCGCCUAAAUAAAUUGUGGUUGUCAUGGGGGGGAAAUGAAGAGUCUGAAUUAUCGGAAAAUGUUGAGCAGAUUCUUGAAAUGCUUCAACCUCGUACACAACAACUUCAGAGUUUGCGUGUGGAAGGAUAUAAAGGUUCCCGUUUUCCACAAUGGAUGUCUAGUCCUUCUCUUAAAUGUUUAAAAUGUCUAGUGUUGGUAGAUUGCAAUAACUGUUUACAACUUCCGCAGCUGGGGAAACUACCUUCUCUAAGGAGGUUAGCUAUAUCUAACAUGAUUAAUAUUAAAUACAUAUACGAAGAGUCCUAUGAAGGUGGAGUAGUUUUCAUGGCUCUAGAAUUUCUGUUUCUGAAGAACCUGCCAAACCUAAUAAGGUUAUCAAGGGAGGAUGGGCACAACAUGUUCCAACAACUUUCCAAUCUUCAAAUUAUUAAAUGUCCUAAAUUGUUGGGUUUGCCAAGCCUUUCAUCUAUCAAUGCUCUUGCCAUAAACGGUAAAUGCAGCCAAGAUUUGCUAAGUUCAAUUCAUAAUCUCAAUAGUCUUCAAUCCCUACGGUUGGAUGGUAAUGAGGAGUUAACGUGCUUUCCAGAUGGGAUGCUACAAAACCUUACUUCUCUAAAGAUACUAAAUUUCGAUGGGCUCACCAACCUGGAACUACUUCCAACCGAAAUCAUUAACCUUAAUGCUAUCCAACAACUGAAUAUCAAAGGUAGCAGUAGGCUAAAGUCAUUGGGUGAUGAAGUAUUGAUGGAAGGGUUAACCCUAAAGAAAUUAGAAAUCGUUCAGUGCCAUAAGUUCAAUAUGUCGGCGGGUUUUGAACACCUAACCUGUCUUGAGGAAUUGAGGAUUGCGAGCUGCUUAGAAAUGGAAUGUUUGAAUGAUGCAUUACAACAUAUGACUGCCUUGCAAUCAUUAGAACUGUGUGAUCUUCCAAACUUACAAUCCUUGCCAGACUGCUUUGGAAACCUUGGCUUGCUUCGUGAAUUGAUUAUUUACAACUGUCCCAAGUUGAGGUGUCUUCCAAUGAGCAUUCAAUGCCUUGGCAGUACAAUACUGCAAGUUUCUCUUUGCCCUGAGUUAGGGAGAUACUAGAAGAAGGUAGCCAUAAAUAGCUCAUAUUCACCGAAUUCACACAUACAGAACAUACGAAUGCAGUCCAAUUCAAGAAGCGGUGGAUAUUAUUCUU